Messenger RNA from Ooceraea biroi (clonal raider ant), 1246 nucleotides. RefSeq names its product cyclin-dependent kinase 20. Gene Ontology annotation, biological process: protein phosphorylation. Gene Ontology annotation, cellular component: nucleus. Gene Ontology annotation, molecular function: ATP binding; protein serine/threonine kinase activity. NCBI's taxonomy places the organism in Eukaryota, Metazoa, Arthropoda, Insecta, Hymenoptera, Formicidae. The record is from RefSeq and is a predicted model, not a curated record.
ACGAUCAUAUGAUUACGGGGCGGUCAAUUUAACGCUACAAACGCUUCGAAGCACUUAUAAUGUAUAUACAUAUUGGUAACCAUGGAAACUAUAGAAGCAUCACUUCAGAACAUGAUCUUGUGCAGCGAUCAUUAAUUCCUAAAAUAUAAAUAUUCUUGAAAUAUAAAUAUAAAUAAAAAUGUGUCGGCAAAUAAAUUUUAUUUAAUAAAAGUUAAAAGAGAUAAAAUGGAAAGAUACGUUAUCAACGGGCAGAUUGGCGAAGGGGCUCAGGGCCUGGUCUUAAAGGCACACGAUACAACAGGAGAUCAAGAAGUGGCACUGAAGAAGAUCCUGAUCAAGAGAACCGAGGAUGGCCUGCCUACGUCCAUCAUACGCGAAGUGAGGAGUCUACAGCAGUUAAAGCAUCCUUACGUGGUCGAGCUGCUGGACGCUUUCCCGAACGGCCUAGACUUCGUCAUGGUGUUCGAGUACAUGCCUACAGGCUUGUGGGAGAUCCUGAGGGACACCGAUAUCUGCCUGACCCUCGUCCAGGUGAAAACGUACAUGAAAAUGCUGCUGGAGGGCAUAGCGUACGUCCACGGGAAGAACAUAAUACACAGGGACCUGAAACCAGCGAACCUACUGAUCAGCGACAGCGGUAUCCUGAAGAUCGCGGACUUCGGCUUGAGCAGGCUGAUGUGGAAGGAUGGCAUGAAGCCCUACUCGCACCAGGUCGCCACGCGGUGGUACCGGGCGCCGGAGCUGCUCUACGGCGCGCGCUACUACACGUCCGCGAUCGACAUGUGGUCGAUCGGCUGCAUAUUCUGCGAGAUGCUCAACACCUCGCCGUUGUUCCCGGGUGAAACCGACAUCGAGCAGCUGGCGAUAGUCCUCAAGUUCCUGGGCUCUCCCACGUCCGAGAGCUGGCCCGAGUUGACCACCUUACCGGAUUACAACAAGAUCACUUUCCCGUAUCACAAGGGCACCACCUGGGAGAGCGUUAUCCAGGACGCGCCGCCGGAAGCCAUCGACCUGAUCAGGCAGAUAUUGAUUUACAACUCGUCGAAGCGUCCCACGGCUGAGCAGGCGCUGUGCCACAUAUACUUUUACUCCAAGCCCUAUCCGUCGAUGAGGGAUCUAAUAAAGCCACCGCACGACCAUCGCCUCCGCGUGAAGCCGCGAGAGAUCGACCCGCACGUGCAGGCGAGCACGCUCUUCGAGGGCCUUCUGAGCAUCGCGUAACCAUCCGCACGACGGAUCAUCCGGG